Messenger RNA from Pelobates fuscus (common spadefoot toad), 2247 nucleotides. It is a transcript of the gene UCKL1, whose product is annotated as uridine-cytidine kinase 1 like 1. Gene Ontology annotation, molecular function: ATP binding; kinase activity. The coding region runs from base 52 to 1626 and encodes 524 amino acids. The record is from RefSeq and is a predicted model, not a curated record. NCBI's taxonomy places the organism in Eukaryota, Metazoa, Chordata, Amphibia, Anura, Pelobatidae. Gene Ontology annotation, cellular component: cytoplasm. The transcript is spliced from 15 exons.
AGAAAUUACAGCCCCCGACACCCCCUCCCUCCCCCUGCCGCGGCCCAGGGAAUGGCGGAGCCCGAGCGGGCCCGGCCCGGAAAGGAACCCGGGGGCAAUGCAAGCCCAGAUGCCACCCACAGCCUGUUGCCCCCAGCCAGCUCUGUACGCAGCCCACGCAGACGGACAACCAGCCAGAGCAAGUCGGAACCUCCCCUACUGAGGACUAGCAAAAGGACCAUAUACACCGCUGGCCGUCCACCUUGGUAUAAUGAGCAUGGAACCCAAUCCAAGGAGGCCUUUGUUAUUGGGCUGGGAGGUGGCAGUGCAUCCGGUAAAACGACAGUUGCCAGAAUGAUUAUUGAAGCUCUAGAUGUGCCCUGGGUGGUUCUCCUGUCGAUGGAUGCCUUCUACAAAGUACUGACACAAGAGCAACAGAUUCAGGCUGCCAAUAACGAUUUCAACUUCGACCACCCGGAUGCCUUUGAUUUUGAACUGAUUAUCAGUACAUUGAAGAAGCUGAAACAAGGAAAAAGUGUCAAAAUCCCAACCUAUGACUUCACUACACACAGCCGCCAGAAGGAGUGGAAAACCCUGUACGGCGCCAAUGUGAUCAUAUUUGAAGGGAUUAUGGCAUUUGCGCACACUGAACUCUUGAAGCUGUUGGAUAUGAAGAUUUUCGUGGACACAGACUCUGAUAUCCGCUUGGUGAGGAGACUUCGCAGGGACAUCUCAGAGCGUGGACGUGAAAUUGAAGGGGUCUUAAAGCAGUACCACACCUUUGUGAAGCCUGCAUUUGACCAGCACAUCCAGCCAACCAUGCGCCUGGCAGACAUUGUGGUGCCCAGAGGCAGUGGGAAUACUGUGGCAAUUGAUCUGAUUGUACAGCAUGUACACAGCCAACUGGAGGAGAGGAAGCUGCGUUGGGAUAUGGCAGCCCUGGCAUCGGCCCACCAGUCACACCCUCUGCCACGUAUGCUGAGUGUCCUGAAGGAGACCCCACAAGUGAGCGUCAUGCACACCAUUAUCAGAAAUAAAGAAACUAGCCGGGAUGAGUUCAUCUUCUAUUCGCGACGUCUGAUGCGUCUCCUGAUUGAGCAUGCGCUGUCCUACCUGCCAUUCAGGAGCUGUACUGUGCAGACUCCACAAGGACAUGACUACAAUGGACGGACAUAUGAUGGUAAACGGAUCACUGGAGUUUCUAUCCUUCGAGCCGGAGAGACAAUGGAACCAGCACUGAGAGCCGUAUGUAAGGAUGUACGGAUUGGAACCAUCCUCAUUCAGACCAACCCCAGCACUGGGGAACCUGAGCUACAUUACCUGAGGCUCCCAAAGGAUAUCAGUGAGGACCAUGUGAUUCUUAUGGAUUGUACCGUGUCCACAGGAGCCGCUGCUAUGAUGGCCGUCCGUGUGUUGCUGGACCAUGAGGUUCCAGAGGACAAGAUCUUCCUGUUAUCUCUCCUAAUGGCAGAACUGGGAGUACACUCCGUGGCCUAUGCAUUCCCACGUGUGCGCAUCCUCACCACAGCAGUGGACAAGAAAGUCAACGACUUGUUCCGCAUAAUCCCAGGAAUUGGUAACUUUGGGGAUCGUUACUUUGGAACAGACGCGCCUGCAGACUGGAGCGAUGAGGACGAACCAGCCUGAUUUGUAAAGUCUGAUUGCCCUCACAUAAUACCUGCCUCGUAUCCCCCACCUCCCCGUUUGAACAGCCUGGGAGGGAUUCUUGCCCUUACGUCAAAUUUUCUUUUUUUUGUAUAUAAAACCAGAUUCUGACUACAAUAUUCUGAAACGGCUAAUAUUAUUGGUGUAUUUUGUCAUGUCUCCUGUCAGAAUGCUUUCAAUACACUUACAGCUGUAUAUACCAGGGACACAUUGAGGCAUGCUGGCAACCCAUCACCACACACUUUCCCAGUGUAAACUGGAUUAGAAAAAGACCCCCUUUCUCUGUUUGUUUGUUUUUUUUUUGUCAUUGUCCUAGCCUUCUUCAUGAAACGGGCCACACCUUCAUGGUUUGUUUUUUUUUCUUUUAUCUCAUUAACAAUGAAAGGCAAAAAAAAAAAAAAAAGGAAUUUUAAAUAUGGAGCGUUCCAUUGGUUCCUAUGGCGAUAAAUCCACUUUUACCGCUUUGCACCAGAAUUGCUCUUUAUACAUAACCCCCAAAUCUGCUUUGAAAACCACUGGCAGGAUUAUUCACCAAUAUGAGAGUUGCCAGGAAUUCAGGGUUAUUUCAGAUUUAAGGCCAAAAUAGCCAAAACCUGCAGCAUA